This is a messenger RNA of Amyelois transitella, 2959 nucleotides long. Its product is annotated as periodic tryptophan protein 2 homolog. Gene Ontology annotation, cellular component: small-subunit processome; Pwp2p-containing subcomplex of 90S preribosome. The transcript is spliced from 20 exons. Bases 182 to 2935 code for a protein of 917 amino acids. Gene Ontology annotation, biological process: ribosomal small subunit assembly; maturation of SSU-rRNA from tricistronic rRNA transcript (SSU-rRNA, 5.8S rRNA, LSU-rRNA). Gene Ontology annotation, molecular function: protein binding. NCBI's taxonomy places the organism in Eukaryota, Metazoa, Arthropoda, Insecta, Lepidoptera, Pyralidae. The record is from RefSeq and is a predicted model, not a curated record.
GGAGCGUGUGGUUUUGUUUAUUGUUUAAUUUGAAACGUGUUGCAAGUUUCACAGAAACUUAAUUUUAAUUAAGUGAUUAUCAAAGAAGUUCACAUGAUUAAUGUAUACUACUUAUGCUAGGGCGCGUGGAAUUGUUACCCAUACAAAAAUUAUAUAAUAAUUAUAGAACUUACUUGUGAAAAUGAAGUUUAACUACAAAUUCAGUAAUUUGUUGGGAACCGUUUAUCGAAAAGGCAAUAUUUUAUUUACUCAAGAUGGAAACUCCGUCAUUAGCCCCGUCGGGAACAGAAUCACUAUUUACGAUCUCAAACACAAUAAAAGUAACACUCUGCCAGUGGAAAGUCAAUUUAAUUACACUGCCAUAGAUGUGUCUCCAAACGGUUCCGUUUUAUUGGCUGUAAAUGAGAAGGGCGAGGCCCAGAUGAUUAGUUUGCUGACUUGCACCGUGGUGCAUAGAUAUAAAUUCAGGCAACAAGUUAAUGCAGUUAAGUUUAGUCCUGACGGCAAGUACUUCGCAGCGUGUUGUGAUGAUACAGUAUUCAUAAUGACGGCGCCGAGCAGUUUCACGGGUGAAUAUCGUUCCUUCGUCAUGAAACGAGUUUUUAAGAAGUCCAACGAUGAAGUUACAUGCCUGGAUUGGUCCACAUGCUCGAAACUACUUGCAGUGGGCUCCAAAGACACUACAACAAAAAUCUAUACAGUGGAUUAUUUGGACAACAUCAGUAUGUACUCGUUAAGCGGUCACACGGACAAGAUUGUUGGUGUUUUCUUUGAAAGGAAAAGUUUGGAUCUAUUGACAGUCAGCAGAAAUGGUCAGGUGUGCAUGUGGGAAGCCAGCAUAGACUCGGACGACCUGGUGACGUCAGCCGUGCAGAUCUCGAGGCGGAAGCGGAGGAAGCUGCAGAUGGACGAGAGUGAUGACGAUAUUGAUGAAAAGAACGUUAUUGAGAAGGAUAAGGAAUAUGAAAGCGAAGAGGAAGUUCCAGAAGAGGCCAAACCCAAAUUAGAAGAUGAGAAACGUUUGCUAUACAAGAAGCUAGGGCGGCAUUACAUCGGCGACGCGAUCAGAAACGCCCACCAUAAGGUCAAGCUGACCGCCGCUCACUAUCACAAGAAUACCAAGAUGUUGGUCACUGGUUUCUCAAACGGCAUAUUCUUCCUCCACGAGAUGCCGGAUGUGAACCUAGUGCACACGCUGAGCAUAUCGCAACACAGGAUCAGCAGUAUAGCGAUAUCGUGUCCCGGGGAUUGGAUCGCGUUCGGGUGUUUGGACAUUGGCCAGCUGCUGGUCUGGGAGUGGCAGAGCGAACAAUACGUAAUGAAACAGCAGGGUCAUUCCCUCGACAUGACCUGCCUGGCGUAUUCACCCGACGGCCUCUACAUAGUCACAGGCGGUCACGACGGAAAAGUGAAAGUGUGGAACACCACGAGCGGUUUCUGCUUCGUGACGUUCAGCGAACAUUCCGCAGCCGUCACUAGUCUAGUUUUCAGUCAGACCAAGAAGUUCUUCGUGUCUUCGUCGCUAGAUGGCACUGUUAGGUGUUACGACCUCACAAGAUACCGCAACUUCCGAACGCUGACGUCGCCGAGCCUGGUGCAGUUCAGCUGCGCGGCGCUCGACGGCAGCGGCGAGCUGUGCGCGGCGGGCGGCCAGGACGUCUUCUCCGUCUACCUGUGGGCCGUAAAGUUCGGCAAGCUCUUGGAUGUACUAGGCGGCCACGAAGCCCCCGUGUCUUGCGUCUCGUUCAGUCCGACACUGGCAAGCUCCCGCCUCGUGUCUUGCAGUUGGGACAAAACUGUGAAGCUGUGGAACUGCAUAGAGAAUAGUGCGGAAUGCGAGACCAUUCAGCUGAAUUCGGACGGUCUCCAAGUCGUAUUCAGACCGGACGGGGAAGAGAUAGCGGUAUCGACGUUGGACGGCAACAUAAGUUUCUUCAACACGACGACUUGUGAGCAAACGUCCAGUAUUGAGGGCCGCAACGAUUUGGGGUCCGGGAAGGCGGAUACCGAUCUAGUUUCGGCUAAGAAGUUGCUUAACACCAAAGCGUUCACGACUAUAUGUUACUCGGCCGACGGUACUUGCAUAUUGGGCGGCGGCAACUCUAAGAACGUGUGUCUCUACAGCGUGAGAGAAUCUAUAUUGAUCAAGAAGUUCGUCAUCACGCAGAAUAGGUCUUUGGAUGCUGUUAAUGACUUCACAAAUCGUCGCCUGCUAACCGAAUUCGGCAACAUGGCGCUGAUAGAGGAGCGCACGGAGCUGGAGGGCGGCGACGUGCGCCUGCGCCUGCCCGGCGUGCGGCGCGGGGACGCGGCCGACCGGCAGAUCAAGCCGGAGGUACGCGUGUACUGCAUAAGAUUCUCCCCGACGGGCGAGAGUUUUGCCGUAGCGGGAACCGAGGGAUUGUUACUGUAUAGUCAAAAUGCUGGUAUAGAUGGCACUUUCAGGCCAUAUCGUUUAGAAGAAGGUUCAACGCCGCACGCAGUAAGACAACUGCUGAUACAACAGAAUUGGGGUAGAGCGUUGGUUGCGGCGUUACAGCUGAACGAACAGACAAUCAUACAGCAGUGUGUGGAGUCUACGCCGCCGGGGGAUAUCGACCUAACAGUUUCGAGUCUGGACGCGGACUACGCUGAUCGUUUGCUCAACACGCUCGCUCGCUUGCUGGAGGACAGCCGCCAUCUUGAACAUCUACUGUUGUGGAUGCGAGCGAUAAUUUCCGGAAAACGAGGCAAAUUCCCGCCAAGUGUACUAUUGGCUGCUGAGAAAGUGCUAACGGUUAAAUAUUCGCAAUUGAGUAAGAUAUGUGAUUUCAACAAAUACACAAUCAAAUGUAUAAAGUCGGUCGGAGAUAUGGUACCCAAACAGGAGUUGGAACCCAUGGAUACCAGCGAUAAUGAAUCUAGUGGCCGCGGGACGGGGUCCGAUACAGAUUAAGUUGUUUAAAUGUUAAUAGUGAUU